Messenger RNA from Contarinia nasturtii (swede midge), 1170 nucleotides. RefSeq names its product valacyclovir hydrolase. NCBI's taxonomy places the organism in Eukaryota, Metazoa, Arthropoda, Insecta, Diptera, Cecidomyiidae. Bases 135 to 1001 code for a protein of 288 amino acids. The transcript is spliced from 3 exons. The record is from RefSeq and is a predicted model, not a curated record.
ACUGUAUGAAAAAAAAAAUGUUCAACUGAAGUGAACAAAUAAUAAAUUAGUAUUUUUUUAACGCGAUAAACCCGGCUUUAUCUAUUUGUAAUUUUAUUUAAGCAUUUGUUAACAAAAGUUACGAAUUAAAAAAGAUGCUACGAAUUGUUGUUGAUUUUCUGAAAAAUAGACCAAAAACAAUUCGCCAUUUUAGUACAACCAGCGUAAAAAUGAUGUUUGAAGAGAAACAAAUUCAGCUGAACUGCAAUAAGAAUUUGUACAAUAUAAAUUAUGUGCGCAGUGGUCAUGGGCAAAAUGCUGUGAUAUUGUUGCCUGGUGCAUUGGGAUCGGCGGAGACCGAUUUUAAGCCACAAAUUGAACAAUUGCCAAAAUUACUUCCGAAUCAUACGAUAAUUGCAAUAGAUCCGCCUGGUUAUGGAAAAUCAAAACCACCAAAUCGAACAUUUCCAUUGGAUUUUUUCCAUCGCGAUGCAAACGUCGCAAAUACAUUAAUGCAAAUGCUUGAUUUUCAAAAAUACACAAUUUUAGGCUGGAGCGACGGCGGUAUUACCGGCCUAAUUAUGGCGGCAACAUACAGUAAUGCCAUAGACAAAUUAAUCAUUUGGGGUGCAAACUCACAUAUUCUACCUGAAGAAGUAGACAUUUAUGAAAGUAUUCGAGAUGUGUCGUUAUGGUCGGCAAAAAUGCGAGAACCAAUGGAAAAAAUGUAUGGAGUUGAAUAUUUUCCACAGCUGUGGUCGGAAUGGAUUGAUGCGAUGAAACAGUUGUUUGAGAAAAACAAUGGAGACAUUUGUAAAAAUGAAUUGAGUCAAAUUACUGCCAAUACUUUGAUUGUGCACGGAGCAAAAGAUCCAAUGAUUCUACCGCAACAUGUACCGUUUCUCAGAGAACACAUCAAAACAACCGAAUAUUAUGAAUUUCCAAACGGAAAACACAACAUCCAUUUGAGAUAUGCGGAUGAGUUCAACGCUAUCGUCAGCAAAUUUAUCCUAAACAAAUGAAGAUAUUGAAACUUAGCACAUGAAUGUAUAUAUAUAGAGGUAGUGGAGAUGGUUGUUGUUUGUUUGCUUGUUCGUAUUUAAUUCGCUGUGUUUGAGAAUGAAUCAUAUUGUUGGUGUUAUUUCGAAAUACAAAAUAAAGUCAACGGUAAAAAUAAAGUUACACAUUUUA